AUGCCGCUUAUCCUCAUAACCGGCCUACCGACCUCGGGCAAAUCCACGCGCGCCGCGCAACUCUACGACUAUCUCACCGAGCGCAUUGCCGCCGAGUCCUCUGCUUCUUCGACGCCGAAGUUCCGCCUGCAUUUGAUCUCCGACCAAAGCCUUUCCAUCUCGCGCUCCGUCUACGACCUCGACCCAGCGCACACGCCAGCGCACGUCCGCUCCGCCAACGCCUCGGAAAAAGAUGCGCGCGCCGCGCUCUACGGCGCCGUCAAGCGCGUGCUCUCCCCCCGCGAUAUUGUCAUUCUCGACACGCUGAACUACAUCAAGGGGUGGCGCUACCAGCUCUACUGCGAGGCCAAGAACGUGCAGACGCCGUUUGGUCUGGUGCAAAUCGGUUGUCCCGUGGCGCGGGCGAGGGGAGUUAACGAGGCUAGGAUACGAAGGCAGGAGCAGCAGGAGCAGGAGAAGGAGCAGAAUGGCAACGACAACAACAUCACAAAAGACGAGUCAUCAACAACACAAACAUCAUCAUCAGCAACGACGACAACAGCAGUAGCAGGAGCAGCACCAAAAUCCGGCGAUCUCCACCCCGAAACUUACCAACAAUCCCACCAAAACUGGCAACAGAAACAGUUCGAGGAGGAGGAGGAGGAGGAGAGCACAGGUCCCGAUUUCGACGAAGAUGUAACCCUCGGCGACACAGAUUCCCCGCAAGAGCCAUACCUGCCCCGCUCCAACUGGGAAAACCUCGUGUUCCGCUACGAGGAACCGAACCCCAUGACCCGCUGGGACUCCCCUUUGUUCAUCCUCACCUGGACCGAUUCGCCGGAGGACGCCCGCAAGGUGUUUGACCAGAUCUGGGACGAGGUGAUCGUCAACAAGCCGCAGAAGCUCAUAAGAGCGAACAAGUCGACUGUGCAGCGGGACAAAGACCCCGGCGGCGAUUAUUUGUAUGUCCUGGAAAAGGAGACACAGGAUAUUGUCAAGAAGAUCUUGGAGCAGCAGGCUGAGGUGGGAGAGGGAGGGACGGUGAGUUUGUCGAGGAGUGGUGGGCCGACAGGAAAAGAGGACGAGGAGAUGUUGGAGGUGGAGCUGCCCGGGAAAAAGGUUGGGUUGCCACAGUUGCAGAGGUUUAGGAGGGCGUUUGUGGCGCUGAAUAGGGGUGGUAUUGGGCUGGAGGCGGUGGGCACGUUGGCGGCGGGGAGGUUGAGGGAGAGCUUUGUUGGGUAUCUGAAUGAUGCUUUUGAGAAGGAGAUGUGA
This is a messenger RNA of Sordaria macrospora k-hell, 1251 nucleotides long. RefSeq lists its product as uncharacterized. Gene Ontology annotation, biological process: tRNA wobble uridine modification. Lineage: Eukaryota; Fungi; Ascomycota; Sordariomycetes; Sordariales; Sordariaceae. The record is from RefSeq and is a predicted model, not a curated record.